AUGGCGAACGACAGACCAAAAUCACUCGCACGCCGCCAGUCAGAUUCGCGUAGAGAUAAAGAAAAUGAGAGUGAAUUAAAAUACGCGCAAAUUCGCGCAUCGCAUGUGGUAGGAGGGGAUCUCUAUGCCUCCGAACGCCGUCACUACAACAUUAAGACCAAGCGCUUUAACUAUUCCACCAAAAUUGACAAAUGUAAUAUAUUUGGACGUUUUGACAGCAAACACCAAGCCUCCAUGUACAUUGAGCGGCAGUACAUCAACACAGGCAAACACAAAAAUGUGACAAAAAUGCAGAAAGCAACAACAGCAACAACAAGUUGGAAGAAGAUGAUGUUGGCGAUAAAAGUUUUGCAACUUUACAUAAACAUCCGUUUCUUCAAGAAUCCAUGCUUAAAACCUUUUAAAGAAUUUUUAAGAGCACGAGUCUUACUGAAGCACUCAUACGUAGAAUUGUGGCCCCGCGUGGCUUGGCAUGAUUAUGUUGAGGAUUUGGAGGCGAACGAUGAGAAAUCAACGAUUUUUUUCAAGAAGAGUUUGCAAGAAAAUUGCUUGACAGUGACGAGUGAGUGCUACACGACCGAGCAGUGCUGCAGCGAUCUGGCCUGCGUCGACACGAACAACGAUGGCAUAUCAGGAAAAUGUCUGGCGAAGAAGCGUUUGAGGAGAUGUACGGAGAGCAUUCAGUGCGGCGAGAUGACGACCUGCUCUUCCGUCAUCGGCUCCAACAGCAAGUAUUGCGUACCUGACAAGCUGGAAACCAGUUACGAUUUUGCAAGAGAUUUCAAGGAUAAGAUGUACAACAGCCAGCCGGUGUACUCCAGGAAUUACGAUACGCAAGCAUAUGGAACUCUCCUGUUGAGAAAACCUGGAAGCAAAGGAACUGGAAUGCCGUGCAUUUCAACUGACGACUGCCAAAUGACGGAUAAUUAUUCCGGGGAUCCACUUUGCUGUCAGAAGAUAAGCCAAGGAAAGAUGGGUUCAAAGCUGAAGUGUCACACCAUCAUCAACGUUGAUGACUGCAAGCCAUGGAGCAAUUAAUCUUUUCCAUAUUAACAUUAAAAUUAAUAUUAUAACGCGAUGAAUGUUCUGGCUAACUAUUUGGAGCUGGAAACAUUAUGCUUGUUUUAGAUACAUGUGUCGGUUGCAUAACAUAACGAUAUGACGUCUGCAUUUAAAUUACAUAAUUGCUGUUAUCUCGUAAUUUGAAAUUUCAUUUAAUUGUUUCAGACUUUUAGAUAAUUUGAUGAAUGAUCAAAUUCGUGUAAAACUUUCUUCUGUUUAUCGCUGCUGAGUAAAUAAUUUGGAAUGAGAUCUUCAAUAUGCGCUGAGAUAAUAUGCGAUCUUCAUUUGAAAUGUUAGUUAAGGCAAUUUUUAUUAAAAAUUUGACCGGCAUUGAUAUUUCACAUUUAACAAACUUUCACACACAUCAAUAUUCAUUUUAGAUUUUCAAUCAUUAUACUAAAAUACUUUUACAAUAUUGUCAAAUUGUCUUUAUUAAUAAAUCAUGCAACUAUGA
Molecule: messenger RNA, 1516 nt
Organism: Helobdella robusta
Lineage: Eukaryota; Metazoa; Annelida; Clitellata; Rhynchobdellida; Glossiphoniidae
Exons: 7
Coding region: 1-1038 (345 amino acids)
Source: RefSeq, a predicted model, not a curated record